UGGGUGUUCGAGAGACCGUGAGAACAGCGGAGCGUUCCGGCAGCGCGGGCGAGCGGCGGGGCCGGGCCGGGCGGAGCGCGGGCGGGCCCGGGGCGUGUCCGGGGCGGGCCCUCCCAGAGCCGCCCGCGGCCCCGCUGAGCCCCUUCCUUCACAAGCAUCUCCCUGACAGCAGCCCCUCAAGACAUGGCCUCGAAGAGAGCACUGGUGAUUCUGGCUAAAGGGGCAGAGGAAAUGGAAACUGUGAUCCCCACUGAUGUGAUGAGAAGAGCUGGGAUCAAGGUGACUGUUGCAGGCCUGACAGGAAAAGAACCAGUGCAGUGCAGUCGAGAUGUCUUCAUUUGUCCUGAUGCCAGUCUGGAAGAUGCCAGGAAAGAGGGGCCUUAUGAUGUUGUGGUCCUGCCUGGAGGGAACCUUGGAGCUCAAAACUUGUCUGAGUCUGCUGCUGUGAAAGACAUUUUGAAGGAUCAGGAAAGCAGAAAAGGCCUGAUUGCUGCAAUAUGUGCAGGUCCUACUGCCCUUCUGGCACAUGGGAUAGGGUAUGGAAGCAAAGUCACAACACAUCCUUUGGCCAAAGACAAAAUGAUGAAUGGAGCACACUACUCCUACUCGGAGAGCCGCGUGGAGAAGGACGGGAACAUCCUCACCAGCCGCGGGCCUGGCACCAGCUUCGAGUUUGGCCUGGCCAUUGUGGAAACGCUGCUGGGGAAGGACGUGGCUGAACAGGUGAAGGCACCUCUCAUCCUGAAAGAGUGAAAUCCUGGGGACUAGGGCAAGUUUAGAUAGUCUUACCCUUUGUAGAAUAACUGUAAUGUGCACUGUUGUAAAUACACUUUAAUUGUGGGUGAAAUUAGUAACUGUACUUACCUGAAAUGGGAUAGCUUGACAAGCCAAAGGUCUUCAUUUCUGGAAAAAAGAUCCUGUUAGCAAGAAGCUUCAUCACAAACAAGCAGCCAGCACUUAAUAAUCCUAAAUAGUUCUUGGAUGGCAUUUAAAAAUCACAUGGAAAAAUGUUUGCUGAGUAAAUAAAAAUGCAGCAUCCCUA
This is a messenger RNA of Prinia subflava (tawny-flanked prinia), 1042 nucleotides long. It is a transcript of the gene PARK7, whose product is annotated as Parkinsonism associated deglycase. The transcript is spliced from 7 exons. Gene Ontology annotation, biological process: glycolate biosynthetic process; glyoxal metabolic process; response to oxidative stress. Lineage: Eukaryota; Metazoa; Chordata; Aves; Passeriformes; Cisticolidae. Gene Ontology annotation, molecular function: oxidoreductase activity, acting on peroxide as acceptor. The coding region runs from base 184 to 753 and encodes 189 amino acids. The record is from RefSeq and is a predicted model, not a curated record. Gene Ontology annotation, cellular component: nucleus; cytoplasm; mitochondrion.